This is a messenger RNA of Mycena citricolor, 3690 nucleotides long. The record is from the annotation of a GenBank genome assembly. Lineage: Eukaryota; Fungi; Basidiomycota; Agaricomycetes; Agaricales; Mycenaceae.
GACGCAGCUUCUACUCUCAUUUCCAACGCCUCAACCACCACCUGCCUGAGAAUCACAGAACUGCCGGCACCUCGCUUGAGUCUCUUCUGAUGGCUACCUCGGAGCCGUAGAUUCAGCUGCACCGCGGGCAGGCUCACUCAGGCUCCCCGGUCCUCACUGGGAAGGAAACUAGCUGCCUUCCUGCGGUCGAUUCUCCAUGGCCCCGGCGCGUUCAUGCUUGCCCUUCGAUCGGAUGGAGAAGCGCUAUGAAUAGUCUGUGCCCGGAAGCACAAGCGUAGUCGCAUGAAGCCACGAACAUCACGCACGACGUCAUAUCUGCGCCGCACCCAGCCCACGUUGCCCGCGUGUCCAAUUCUUGCGUGGGAGCGGGCGGUGGCGCAUGAGGGGCUAAGGUUGUCUGCCUGUCUCUUUGUUUGUCUGGCAGGCUGUCUUCCCGCUUCCUUUGAGUGCAUUACGUCUGUCUUACGAGCGUAUAAAAGCCAAAUGACUGUGCGUUUGUCUUUUGCCACCCAACCACGACGAUGCACGCCGCCGCUACGAUCACGACCCUCCUCUCGCUCUUUGCCAGCACCUACGCGGUCUCCAAUCUCCAGGGCCCCACCAACGCUGCCCCCGGGUCGAAUGUCACCGCGACCUGGUCCUCAGGCUCCUCUGACACCCAGACGAUGACCCUGGCGUUGCUCAGCGCUGACACCAACGUCACCUACCCGGGUGGAUUGGCUGUUGCCAACACUGUGGUUCCUGGCGACAACAAGGCCACGUUCCUGUUCCCCCCAACUGACCCUGGCACUUACAAGCUCGUCCUGUACUCUUCGUCCAACACGAGCGACGUCCUCGCGACGAGUGGAUCCUUCUCCGUUGGCGCCGCUGCCCCAGCCACGACGGCGUCUGGCUCCACCGCCCCGCCGGCAUCGUCUGCAUCCAGCAAGCCGGCGACCUCCUCGGGGUCCGUGAGCCACAGCGUCACCGCGCCCAUCGCCUCGAUCACAUCGUCCGCCGCGGCCGCCGCGUCGUCCAUCGCCUCCGGCGCGGUCUCCCAGAUCUCCAGUGUCGUUUCAGUAGCGUCGGCCGGUGCCUCGUCUGUCGCCGUCAGCGCCGCCAGUGCCGCCAGUGUGAGUGCCGCCAGUGCCGCCAGUGCAGCGAGCGCAAGCGCCUCGGGAGCCAGGCCCAGCUCCUCUUCCAACGCCGCAGUACCCACGCACGCCGGCUCCGGGAUGGGCUUGGCUGCGUUCGUUCUGGGCCUCUUCAUGCUCUGAGUGGGUGUGCGGGAGCUAGAUCGACGGACGGACGGACGACGGACUGCUCGCACUCUCUUCCAAAAGCCAUUCACGUCUUACUUGCGGUCUCUGUUUUGCAUCUGGGUGUACUGGACACUAGUUCUUUCGUUGUUGUUGUUGUUGUUCGUGCACGUGCGUGAUACAUAGGUGUAUGUAACUCUGUAUGUGCCUUCUUGCUUGUGAUACAUAUACCCUGGGUCGUUUUCAUCUUCACCGUGAUGGCUGAUGGCUAGGGGACGCCCGUGUAUGGACAUGUGUGAUGUCCUGGGGAGAGAUAAUGGCACAGAUGGCUGCCCAGAUCUUCCUUGGCCCGUCGUGUGAAUUGUGGGCCAGCCCGGGAGGACAAUGUCAAAAAUAUGAUGUCUCAAAAAGGAAAUCGAUCAUCCCCGACAUCAAUUCAUUGUCGUCGCGCUUUGGAGGAAGGGCCCGACGGUAUAUAAGACCAUGCUGAUCCGCCGAAAGACCCCACAUCACCCGGAAUCUCUCAUCUCUUGCACGAAUCUGGUCCGGCACCAGCAACAACGAAACAUUCUCUCAUACCUCUAUUUCAUUGUCAUCAUCAACCAUGCCUCGUAUGACCAAGCGCGCACGCCAGCCCACACCUCUCUCCAACGUGACGAACUUCCAUGACAUCGAGCUCGAAGAAUCCUCGCGCAUGAUGGUCGAAGAUGAAUGCAGCGCCAUGUACGGUAUCGAUGGGACGGGCCCGACGACCCCGCCCCGCCGCCCACCCGGCAUCUACUCCAAGGACCCAGAGCGCGUCGAGCAGCCGGAGUUCGCCACAAUUGAGGUGGAGGAAAUGGAGGAUGUGGAUGAAGAGCCCAAGCGUACGACGCCCGAGCCGAUCAACCUGCUGUAUCGCCACUUCCACAAGCAGCUCAAGCGCAGCACCGACACGCGGCGCGUCAUCUCGAAGCUCCUGCGGCAGGGGGCCCAGGACGACGCCUUCACGGAGCCCAUAGCCACGGUGACGCGCAUGCUCGGCGUGGACGCCUACUGCGGGGAGGAAACCUGGGGAGAGCGCGUCGGAGACUUGCUGAGCGAUGUCUUCACCGCGUACUGGCAUGCGGAGGGCCCGUGGUUCGCCGAAGAAUGGGAGGCCGCGGUCGACCCCGACGGCCAGGCAGAGAAGGGCGCCUACCGGCGCUCGCGCGGGAUCAACCUCGCGCGCCUCACCGGGGCCUUCCUCGCCGAGGGUCUGCCGGCGCGCGUCAUCCCCGCCCUCCAGCUUCUCCUCGCCGCGCCCCCCGCGCGCUUCCGCCUCGCCGCCAUCCACCAGAUCGUCUUCUGCGCCGCACACGCUGCGCACGCGCCGGAGAUCCGCGCGGUGUUGGUAGGCAAGGACGGGCUCGCGGCGCUCGAGAGCGUCCGGGACUGGGAUCUCGAGAUCGGGUCGCCCAGGAAGCGCAGGGUGCAGCGCCGGUUCGUAUGGGGCUGGGACGAGUGGUCCCAGCUUCUGGUUCUGGUGAGUCUCGGGUCUGGUGUCGCGUAUGCGGUCGCUGACCCCGUCUGUAGGAUGUCUUCCGCAUGCUCGGCGAGCCCGAGAGUACCACCGCAGUCUCGUUCUAGCGAUCCAUCCUCCACUCACGACCACACUCCUUGUAUCUCUUUCAAAACUGAUUCCGACCUCGACUGUAUCGAUAGCUUACGACCAGCGUUAUAAUCCCCCUAUGUUCGUUUUAGUCUACAUUUCGGUAGCGCAUGUACUUGUGUUCACCUUUCCCCGAAUACAUCUGCGACUGGAAGAAAAAGAGAGAGUAGUGGUGAAGACUGGCUUUGCCUUGAGCGUGGCAAUUGAAUGUGACAGACUUGCCUGUGACAUCAACGUCCUGUGUCGCGAGCUACGAUGUUUCACCCACCCCCAUGUGUGGCCAUUGAUGCCUGUCAUCUAGGCAUCUUAGGCUUUAAGCUUUCACAUCUGACUCCUCGUCUUCGAAAGUUGCGCUGCGCGCACACCUAUCCAUAAUGCCUUCGAACGAACCGGCUUACCUCGAUCUGAUCCUCGUCGGCGACUCUGGUGCGGGCAAGACAUCGCUCUCUGCGCGGUUCAGCGACCCGCAGCUGGUCUGGUCAGACAGCAAGCCCGGGACCUACGGCAGCAUCGGAAACACCGUCGACCUCCACCCCGAUCCGGCAGAAUCGACCGCCGGGGUACCGCAGCAGACGAAAAUGGAUGUGCGGGACACCGUUGGCUCCGGGGGCUUUGACCGCACCCGGCCGCUCGCGUACCCCACGGCGGACGUCUUCGUGCUGUGUUUCGCGGUGAACGACAGGGCGGCGCUGGCGCGUGUCCGGAACAGGUGGAUCCCGGAGAUCAGGCAUCACGCGCAUUCGACGGUCGUGGUGCUGGUGGGCACGAAGAGUGACUUGCGUACGGAUCGCGAGGACGGGGCUACAUGCUGGACCAGGGAGG